AUGAAGUUUCCAAAAGGUACCAAAGAAUGUUUUAGAGUUGAUGUAUUGGAUGAUGUGUACUUGGAAGCUCAAGAUAUUCUUAGGACCUCAUCACCACUUGAAAAAGUUUUGUUUGAUGUUGAUGAGGAGUUUGAUGAGACUUUAGACAAGGAAGUGCAAGAGUGUAUUAACAGUUUGAAUAAAGGUGAAAGUUCUUCUACUAAUGCUCAUUUGCAAGAAGAUGUGAGGGAAGAAGAGAAAGUGCAACCUAUAAAGUUAGAACUGAAGCAACUACCAUUUCACUUGAAAUAUGUCUUUUUGGACAGUGAUGGUGGGAAGCCAAUUAUUAUUAGCAGUCAUUUGUCAAAGGAGCAAGAGAAUCAAUUGAUUGAGGUGAUUAAGGCCAAUAAAGGUGCUAUUGGGUGGACUUUAGCAUAUUUGAAAGGAAUUAGUCCUUCAUACUGUAUGCAUAAGAUACAUAUGGAGCAAGAUUAUAAGCCAGUCGCCCAACCUCAAAGAUGCCUAAAUCCGACCACGAAGGAGGUAGUGAAAAAAGAGGUGGUUAAAUUGUUAGAAGUAGAUAUGAUCUAUCCCAUUUCAAAUAGUACUUGGACUACAGGAAGCAAUCAGGCCACUAGAAAAGAUCACUUUCCCCUACCAUUCAUGGACCAGAUGCUUGAGAGAUUGGCUGGUCAGUCAUACUAUUGUUUCUUAGAUGGUUACUCUGGAUACAAUCAAAUAGCAGUAAAUCCUCAAGACCAGGAAAAAACAGCUUUCACAUGUCUUUUUGGUGUAUUUGCUUAUAGGAGGAUGCCAUUUGGCUUGUCAAAAGGAAUAGAGGUUGAUCCAGCCAAAGUGGAGAUCAUUGCUAAGCUUCCACCACCAGCCAACGUCAAAGGAAUAAGAAGCUUCUUGGGGCAUGUAGGUUUUUAUAGAAGAUUCAUCAAAGAUUUCUCUAAGAUAGCUAAGCCUCUUAGUAACUUUCUUCUCAAAAGCAUUAAAUUUGAUUUUAAUGAUGAUUGUUUAAAAGCUUUUGAAUUGCUAAAGAAAAAUCUUGUUUCAACUCCCAUAAUCACAACACCAGAUUGGAAAUAUGAUUUUGAACUUAUGUGUGAUGCUAGUGAUUAUGCAAUAGGAGCUGCAUUGGGUCAAAUGAAGAAUAAAAUUUUUCAUAUCAUAUACUAUGCAAGUAAAGUGUUAAAUGAAACUCAAGUAAAUUAUGCAACAACUGAGAAAGAGUUACUUGCCAUAGUGUAUGCACUUGAAAAAUUUCGUUCUUAUCUCAUUGGUUCAAAAAUCACUGUGUAUACUGACCAUGCAGCUAUAAAGUACUUGUUGACAAAAACUGACUUCAAGCCUAGGUUGAUCUGA
Messenger RNA from Abrus precatorius (Indian licorice), 1350 nucleotides. RefSeq lists its product as uncharacterized. The coding region runs from base 1 to 1350 and encodes 449 amino acids. Lineage: Eukaryota; Viridiplantae; Streptophyta; Magnoliopsida; Fabales; Fabaceae. The transcript has 3 exons. The record is from RefSeq and is a predicted model, not a curated record.